Carlito syrichta (Philippine tarsier) is the source of this 511-nucleotide messenger RNA. RefSeq names its product cornifin alpha-like. Lineage: Eukaryota; Metazoa; Chordata; Mammalia; Primates; Tarsiidae. The record is from RefSeq and is a predicted model, not a curated record. The transcript is spliced from 2 exons. The coding region runs from base 50 to 511 and encodes 153 amino acids.
CCAUACAGACUGUUCCUCUCUGCACAACAGGACCAGCCAGCUUUGAAGCAUGAGUUCCCAGCAGCAGAAGCAGCCCUGCAUCCCACCUCCUCAGCUUCAGCAACAGCAGGUGAAGCAGCCUUGCCAGCCUCCACCCCAGGAGCCAUGUGUCCCCAAGGUGCCUGAGCCCUGCCACCCCAAGGUGCCUGAGCCCUGCCACCCCAAGGUGCCUGAGCCUUGCCACCCCAAGGUACCUGAGCCCUGCCACCCCAAGGUACCUGAGCCCUGUCACCCCAAGAUGCCUGAGCCCUGCCACCCCAAGGUUCCUGAGCCCUGCCACCCCAAGAUGCCUGAGCCCUGCCACCCCAAGGUACCUGAGCCCUGCCACCCAAAAGUACCUGAGCCCUGCCACCCCAAGAUGCCUGAGCCCUGCCACCCCAAGAUGCCUGAGCCCUGCCACCCCAAGAUGCCCGAGCCUUGCAUCUCAACGGUCACUUCAGCACCAGCCCAGCAGAAGACCAAGCAGAAGUAA